AUGUGGUUUAGUGGACCUGAAUUUUUAAAAAAGGUAGAUGAGGAAUGGCCUCAAAACCCAAAUAUUGAAACUGAUCUUCCGCCAGAAGAAAUGAGAAAGUCUUCGUUUAACACAACUAUUGUCGUAAAAUCUAUAAUUUCGCAAAUCAUCACCAGUCAGUCAUCGUAUCUUCGUAUUCUACACAUUAUUAUUUAUAUUCAUCGUCUUUUUCACAAAUCUAAACGGAACUUAUUUAUAUCGUCAGAAGAACUGCAACUUGCAUUCUGGAAAGUAGUCCAUGACAUUCAAUCAACAACAUUUAAAGAUGAAAUUGAUCUUCUUCGAAAUGGUCAAACUCUAAAACCAAGUUUCCAAAAGUUAUCGCCUUUUUUACACGAAAUUCGUAGUUACAAAACAACUUUACUAAUUCUCAGAGUUGGUGGCAGGCUAGCAAAUUCAUCGCUGUCGUAUGAUACCAAGUUUGCAGCACUUCUUCCAAAAGAUCAUCAUUUUACAACCUUGUAUAUUAAAUACCUUCAUCUAAAACAUUUGCACGCGGGUCCAAAGGCUCUACUGGGAAUUAUUCGUCAACAAAUUUGGAUUAUAAAUGGUAGAAAUAUCGUUAGAAAAGUGGUUCGCAACUGUGUCCACUGUUUCAAAUACAAACCUCGACUCAUGCAACAAAUCAUGGGAGAUCUUCCAGCUGAUCGUCUAAAAGCUCAACGUCCUUUCCUAGUUUGUGGUGUUGAUUUCUGUGGACCAUUCUACAUAUCGUACAGAAUUAGAGGGAAGCCACCUUACAAAACUUAUGUAGCAAUAUUUGUUUGUUUCGCCUCCAAGGCUAUUCAUAUCGAAGUAGUCUCAGAUUUGUCUACUAAUACAUUUCUCUUAUGCUUAAAAAGAUUUAUAGGUAGACGUGGUAUACCUUUGCGUUUAUACUGUGACAACGCAACAAAUUUCGUUGGCGCUAACUUCAAACUUCAAGAAUUCAAACAACAUUUUUUCAAUGAUGACAAUGUUAAAUCUUUAAUGAACUACAGCGAAAUUACAGGCUUCAAAUUUGUAUUUAUCCCUCCCCGAUCACCACAUUUUGGCGGCCUUUGGGAAUCGGCUGUAAAAUCUACAAAAAAUAUUCUUGUUAAAAACAUGUCCAAAUCUGGAGUCACCUAUGAAGAAUUUCAAACCAUUCUAAUUGAAGUAGAAGCUAUAUUAAACUCACGGCCUUUAACACCCAGAUCUGACGAUCCUAAUGAUGGGGAAGCUUUAACCCCAGCCCAUAUGAUCAUUGGUUCAUCUUUGUUGUCCCUACCGGACGAAAACUUAAUAGAUUGUAAAAAUUUAAAUUAUUUAAAACGUUGGCAAUUGGUGACAUAUUUAAAACAACAGUUUUGGAUGCAGUGGCUUCGUGACUAUGUUUUGAAUCUUCAACAAAAAUCUAAAUGGUUCAAACCGUGUGCUAACAUUGAAGAAGGACGACUGGUUAUUGUACACGAAGAUAAUUUACCACCACAGCAUUGGGUUCUUGCUCGUGUCGUAAAAGCCAUCCCUGGACGUGAUGGAAAAAUCCGUGUUGUAGAUGUCAAGACUUCAAAAGGCAUAUAUCGAAGGGCAAUUCAAAAAAUUGCACCACUUCCGCUUGACGAAGAUGAUUGA
Calliphora vicina (urban bluebottle blowfly) is the source of this 1632-nucleotide messenger RNA. RefSeq lists its product as uncharacterized. The coding region runs from base 1 to 1632 and encodes 543 amino acids. The record is from RefSeq and is a predicted model, not a curated record. The transcript has a single exon. Gene Ontology annotation, molecular function: nucleic acid binding. Gene Ontology annotation, biological process: DNA integration. Lineage: Eukaryota; Metazoa; Arthropoda; Insecta; Diptera; Calliphoridae.